This is a messenger RNA of Hylaeus anthracinus, 3425 nucleotides long. It is a transcript of the gene Gnf1, whose product is annotated as replication factor C subunit 1. The record is from RefSeq and is a predicted model, not a curated record. Bases 167 to 3403 code for a protein of 1078 amino acids. The transcript has 16 exons. NCBI's taxonomy places the organism in Eukaryota, Metazoa, Arthropoda, Insecta, Hymenoptera, Colletidae. Gene Ontology annotation, biological process: DNA replication; DNA repair. Gene Ontology annotation, molecular function: ATP hydrolysis activity; ATP binding; DNA binding. Gene Ontology annotation, cellular component: DNA replication factor C complex; nucleus.
CCAUGAUACAUUCAGAUAUAUCACAGAAGAGCGUGUGUAUUACGUUGUACGAGCUCGAAAUGAAACAAUUUUGAUUCUUUUUUACAUAUAUUUGUCUUUUCUCGGUCUAAUAUCGUCCCAUCAUUUUAAAUCUAACGCAUCUAUCGGAUUGUUUUACGUUUGAAACAUGCCAAGGGAUAUACGAUCCUAUUUCUCAAGUGCUAAAACCAAUACCACUUCUGUUUCUACAAAAACUGCAAAAAGACGAAGACUUUCGUCUGAUGAAGAUGAUGUAGAGAUAUUAUCUCCGGUGAAACUAUCAAAGAAAACAAAAAAAUUAGGAAAUAAUUCUGUGUCACCUGUUUCUGAUGAAAACGCGAAAGAAAAGAAAGUUGUUACUCCUACUGCUAAGUUUGGUAAGAAACCAAUAAGUAGACAAGAGGCACCAAAAAUAUUGAAACAACUGCAAAAGGAGGAAGCUAAGAGUCAUAAUGAUGAUGAUUUUGAAUGUACUUUAAUCGAAUUAGAUACAUCUGAUAUCGAGCAGAAAUAUUUAGCAGAAACUAAACCUGAUAAAGAUCCAUUUUGUAGUAAACGCAAAGAAGAUGAUAUUCAUACAAUCAGUGCUGGGAACAAAAAAGAAGAAAAAACACCCAUUAAGAAGAAAGAUAAUGUUAAAAAGAAAGAGACACCUGAAAAAUCUAAUGUAAACAGAACUAACAAAACAUCUGAAUUAAAAAAUAAAAAACAUUCCAAUGACAGUUUAAGCAAAGAUAUAGAGAUAUACAAACAUGAUAAUAAAUCUAAGAAUGUAGAAAAACCAUCCAUACCUAAAGUUGGUAUUUCUAAAAUUGAAAUCAAGCACGAAGAACCGAAGAGGAAAGUAUCUCCUAAGAAGACAGAAGUACUGGACGUAUAUGAAGAAAGAAUUGAAAGAAAGAAAUACAAUGCUGCAAGGUAUCAGCAAUACCUUCAAAGAGGAGGAGCAAGACAUCCAGGAUCUAAAAAAAUUCCUGAGGGUGCUGAAUAUUGUCUUGCAGGAUUAAGUUUCGUAAUUACUGGUGUUUUGGAUUCUUUGGAAAGAGAGGAAGCCGACGAACUUAUAAAACAUUAUGGUGGACGAAUUGUACACCAAGUCUCAAAGAAAACUAAUUAUAUCAUAAUAGGAGAUCAACCUGGUCCUGCAAAAGUGGCAAAAGCAACUAAUUUGAAUGUGAAACAAAUAUCGGAGGAUGAUCUGUUAGAGAUGAUUCGUACACGGCCUGCAGGUCAGGCUGAUAACGUAACACAAUUACGGACAAAAUCAAACGAUAGAACGAAAUGUAAGUCUACAGAAUCGGAAGAUAUGUCUCCUUCACCACCAAAGAAAAUUAAAAAUAUGGCAAAUGAAAAAACAGAAAAAUUAACAAAAAUAAGUUCUCCACGUAAAAAAGAACAUACUAAUAAAGUCACCGAAAUCUCAAAGAAAAUACAUUCGCCAGAUAGUAAAAAAUAUUGUGAUGAACCUAUAAAAAAAACAAGUCGGUCGCCUUCUAAAAAAAAACACGAUGUUAAAGAUACAACGAAAGUAGCAAACAUAGCACCACCAAUUGAGAAAGAACAAACUGAAAUAAAUGAACCUCUCAUAGAAAACGAAAUAGAAACUAAUGAUGCAAAGCACGUACAAAAAGAAACGGAUUCCUUACAGUAUGUAGAUUCAAUGUCAGAUAUAAAUGGAAAUAUAUCAACACAGGCGUUGGUCGAAAAAUAUAGACCUAAAACUAUGAAACAGAUUCUUGGACAACAAGGAGAUAAAAGUAAUGCCAAAAAACUGCAUAAAUGGUUAAUGAAUUGGCAUAAAAAUCAUAGUGGUCAUGUUAAACACGUCAAACCCAGUCCCUGGGCAAAAAGUGAUGACGGAGCUUUCUUCAAAGCCGCUUUAUUAUCCGGCCCUCCUGGUAUUGGAAAAACUACAACAGUUCAAGUUGUUUGUAAUGAAUUGGGGUUUGAUCUCGUAGAAUUCAAUGCAUCAGAUACCAGAAGCAAAAAACUGUUGCAACAAGAAGUAUCAGAACUUUUAUCUAAUACUUCCUUAAAGGAUUACUUCAAAGACACUAAACAUAAGCCAUCGUUAAAUCAUGUUCUGUUAAUGGAUGAGGUUGAUGGUAUGGCUGGUAACGAAGAUCGUGGUGGUCUACAGGAAUUAAUUAGUUUAAUAAAAUCAACUGAGGUACCAAUUGUUUGUAUCUGCAAUGAUCGAAAUAAUCCUAAGAUGAAGACGCUCUCUAAUUAUGUAUUCGACCUUCGAUUUACGAAGCCUAGAUUGGAACAGAUUAGGGGGGCAAUGAAAUCUAUAUGUUUCAAAGAACAUAUUAACAUCUCGACAGAAGAUCUUGAUCGUUUAAUCGAAUCAACCAAUCAAGAUAUUCGGCAAGUGAUAAAUCAUUUAGCAAUGUUCGUUGAAAAGACUGGUUGUCAAGAGAAGUCUGAGAAAAGACAUGUAAACAAAGACCUAAAAUUGGGUCCUUGGGAUGUUGUGAAAAAAGUAUUUAGUGCUGAGGAACACAAACAUAUGAAUAUUCAUGAGAAAAGUGACUUAUUUUUCCACGAUUAUAACAUAGCAUCAUUAUUUGUACAAGAAAAUUAUUUAUUAGUCACACCUCAAGGGUCGAAAAACAAACUACUGGAAAAGGUAGCCGAAAGUGCUGAAAGUUUAGCGCUGGGAGAUAUAGUUGAAAAAUCGAUAAGAAGUAAUGGUGCUUGGUCUCUUUUGCCAAUGCAAGCAUGUUAUUCUUCCGUUAUACCUGGAACAGUAAUGUCUGGUUAUAUCAACUCCCAAAUUAAUUUUCCGUCUUGGCUUGGACGUAACUCAAGAGCUAAUAAAUUUGAUAGAUUGGCACAAGAGAUAACUGUGCACACACGUUUAACUACUGGUGUAAGUAAGGAAGCGAUAAAGUUGGAUUAUAUAAAACCUCUCAGGGAUGCUGUACUCAGACCUUUAGCAGUCGAUGGUACUCAAGGAGUAGAUACAGCAGUGAAUGUUAUGAAUCACUAUCACUUAAUCAGAGAAGAUUUGGAUUCUUUGUUAGAAAUUUCGUUGUGGCCUGGUGAUCGUGAUCCUAUGCAAGUUAUCGAUACUAAGGUAAAGGCAGCAUUUACAAGGGCAUGUAAUAAAAACCUGGCAGCUGUACCAUAUACAGUGAGUGGUACAUCAAAGAAGAAAGUAGGUCAGCAGUCUGAAACUUAUUUAGAAGAGGAAGAAACAGCGGAGGUGAAUUCUGAUGAUGAUAAUGAUGAUAAUGUUGAAACUGACAAAAUGAUUAAGGCGAAAAAACCUGCAAGUAAGAAAACUGCAUCAAAAGAUAAAAGUAACGAUAAAACCCAAACAAAAGGUAAAAGUAUCAAGGCCAGUAAACGUGGAAAAGGACACGGAAAGACAAAAUAACAUAAAUAUUGUAAAAUUGGAA